Molecule: messenger RNA, 1117 nt
Organism: Macrosteles quadrilineatus (aster leafhopper)
Lineage: Eukaryota; Metazoa; Arthropoda; Insecta; Hemiptera; Cicadellidae
Exons: 2
Coding region: 94-1056 (320 amino acids)
Biological process (GO): mitochondrial electron transport, ubiquinol to cytochrome c
Source: RefSeq, a predicted model, not a curated record
UCAAGCUCAAGACACCAGAAUACAAAAUUACACAAGUUAAAUUUUCCUAAAACAUUACAACAACACGAUAUAAAUUCACAAAAAACAAACACAAUGGAUGAGGGGUGCAAAGAAUUAUCUGACAAAUUGGGGAAACAAUCACCAUUCUGCUCAGAGGGGAAAACUGACAAACAUACAAAAAAUAAAACUAAGUCAGCCUGUCCGGAAAGUUCAUCCGGAAUUGGUAGAGACGCAUUCGGAAGAAAGCUUUGCCCAGAUAAAGUACAGGAGAAAAAUAAUAUAGAGUGUCACGAAUCUCGUAAGAACUUUUUCGACAAAGAUAAACCCAAGGAGAAAUUAAAUGAAAUCAAUUCUAAAACGGUUAAAGAAGCCAAUUGCGAAGACGUGUCCAAGAAACGGAAUGUAUUUAAAUGUAAAGCCACUUCAAAGAAUAGCUGUUGUUCUUCAUCUUUAAAACCUGCUACUGAAUGUGACAAGACAGAUGUUCCGAAGAACAAAAGCGGGUUUUGUGAGCACGAAGGAAAACACACCGUAUUUAGCCUUAAACAAGUAACGCCUUUGGAAGACACUAUUAUAAAGAUGCCACAACCAAAAUUAUUCGCGAUGGAACCUUGCAUACCCCAAGUGGAAGAGAGUACCAUAGCAAGCAAACCUAGUUGUAAACUUCCGAAAAACUUCUGUCCACAAUUGAACAAACCUCUCAAAGCGGAAUUCUUUUGUAUUGACGCUAGGAACAUGAAACUAAACGACUGUAUGAAACAAUCGGUGAAAACCAAUAAGGUGGAAAUAGAUACGCAAUGUUCCGAAUUGUCGAGAGUGAAGACGACCGCAGUUGAAGCUUCUACGUCUGGCAUGAGUAGAGCUGGGUUUGUGGCGCCAAGGCAUCGACAAAUGUUUGGAAGAUGGGUGCCGACGGCUGGUGUGUAUGCUGCUGUCGCCGUCGCCAUGACGUGCUGGGUAACUGAAUGGGGAGCGAUAGCAAGGCACUUACCCUUCUACAGACAACCUAAAGAGGAAGAAACCCCUCAAGAUACUCCUACAACAUCAGAAUCCUGAGUUUUGGACUUCCUUGAUGCGAAGAAAUUUUAAAUUGCAACCAAAAGACGGUAAUUUUCAA